Molecule: messenger RNA, 1722 nt
Organism: Acanthosepion pharaonis
Lineage: Eukaryota; Metazoa; Mollusca; Cephalopoda; Sepiida; Sepiidae
Source: the annotation of a GenBank genome assembly
AUGCCUCUUAAAGACCAAUUAAGCAUCCUUUUGGAUCGGAUGGAUAUGACCAAUAAUAUACCUCAUGGAGGCAAACGUUCUAAAUUGGCUAAAAGAAUAAAAAAAGAAAUCAUUAAGGUACGUCGGAAAUUAGCACUGCAGAGAAAUUACUAUGCCAGUGAAAAUGAAGAACCAAUGCCAAGUGUGGAGACAUCUUCUGAAGGUGUUUCAGCUGGUUCAGACAGUGGUCCUCUAUCACCUGUAAAGCCUGUAUCUCAGCCAGUCCUUCGGUCAUCUGACAACUCAGCAUCCAUUACAUCAUCAUCUGUUCCACCCUCUUCAAAACCCACCUCACCACCUGUGGCCAAGUCAGCAGUGACAGCUUCACCAACUACGAUAUUGGCAGCAACAACAUCAGCAUCAGAAAAAAGCACAUCACCUCAGUUGAAAGCAACUAAAUCAACAGCUGGUCGUCGGGGCCGUGGCCGUGGUCGGUUACGGGCAAAUAGCAGUCGUAGUGAAUCAGAACCUGACGUAGGCUCUUCACGACGGGAGCUAGGUGGUGACACUAAGAAUAAUAAUGAUGCACCCCAAGCUGCUGUUGCAUCUCCACAGACUCCGGAAAAAAACACACCAACUCCUGCCCCACAACCUCCCCCAACACCGCCACCUUCUCUUCCCUCAGGUGUUAAUCGAAGGACAGCUGUUCUUUUUACCAAGAAGCUAAACAAAACAAUGACUCCAACUACAGCAAAUGUUUCGCAACGCAAAGGGCGUCCUCCCCGUCUUAAAAAUCAGGUUGACCUGCAAGAUGCUAGCAGUGGUCAGGCAUUUCCAGAGACCAGCAAAAACGGUGGAAGUAGUGCUAGUAGCACUGGAAGUGGAGGCAGCAGUGGAGGUCGAAGUGGCAGUGGGGGAGGCAGUGCAGGUAGAAGUGGGAGUGUCGGAGUAAGUGGUGGAGCAGGAGCCAUUGGUAGUGCAGUCGCUAGUCCAGUAAGCACGACUGGUGGCCGCAAGCGUGCGGCCAGUGCUACAAGUGUAGCCAGUGUAAGUGACCGUGACUUGCAGCCUCCACCACCAAAACGAGGCGCUGUUCCUCCCCCUCCUGAAGUGGCCAUUUCCAACAUCAGCAAUUCUGCUGAGGCAGCAGCUAAUAUUCAACCGACCAACAGUUUCACUCAGUAUAGAAUUGAUCCUACCAAUAGUUUUUCUGAAUCAGACAGUACUUCUGACAUCAGCAGUGGGGAUGAGUCCUUAUCUGACACUUCUAGUGGACACUCAAGUAGCCACAGUAGAGCAGCACGUGCCCGCCGAAGUACAAGUUGUGAUUCUGAUGAUAUCAUUCCGUUGGAGCCCCUGGAUCUGGUCUGGGCCAAAUGUCGAGGCUAUCCUUGGUAUCCAGCACUGAUUAUAAAUCCUAAAAUGCCUAAAACUGGAUACUUUCACAAUGGUGUGCCGAUUCCUGUCCCACCUGAUGAAGUCUUGGCAUUACAAAAGAAAUACGAUGAACCAGUCUAUUUAGUGCUCUUUUUUGACACUAAACGAACAUGGCAAUGGUUACCAAGAAACAAACUGGAACCACUGGGAGUUGAUUCUGGAUUGGACAAGGCAAAGCUGACAGAAAACAGGAAGCCAAACGUGCGCAAAGCAGUGAGGAAAGCUUAUGAAAAGGCAAUUCUUCAUCGCUGCAGUGUGACUGGGGACCCUAAUCCUUUGUCUGGGGAUUCCAGUGCUGAGGACUGA